Messenger RNA from Poecilia latipinna (sailfin molly), 1958 nucleotides. RefSeq names its product gap junction beta-4 protein-like. NCBI's taxonomy places the organism in Eukaryota, Metazoa, Chordata, Actinopteri, Cyprinodontiformes, Poeciliidae. Gene Ontology annotation, biological process: cell-cell signaling. The record is from RefSeq and is a predicted model, not a curated record. The transcript has 4 exons. Bases 140 to 955 code for a protein of 271 amino acids. Gene Ontology annotation, molecular function: gap junction channel activity. Gene Ontology annotation, cellular component: connexin complex.
GAUGACACCGCUGCCGAUCCGUCGAAUUUUCACAGGGCAGGGAGACGAUCCAGAGUUUCCUCUGCUCCACUCGCUGGCUGUUUGAGACAUCUGGUACCAGUCAGAACCCGGGUGUGUCCCAGAACCCUAACCCGAUAGGAUGAACUGGUCCGGAUUGGAGAAUCUGCUGAGUGGGGUCAAUAAGUACUCCACAGCCUUCGGGAGGAUCUGGCUGUCCAUGGUGUUUGUCUUCCGGGUCAUGGUGUUCGUAGUGGCAGCCCAGAGGGUGUGGGGAGACGAGAGCAAAGACUUUGUGUGCAACACCAAACAGCCUGGCUGUAACAACGUCUGCUACGACCAUAUCUUCCCCAUCUCCCACAUCCGUCUGUGGGCGCUGCAGCUAAUCUUCGUCACGUGCCCAUCUCUGAUGGUCAUGGCUCAUGUUAAAUAUCGCGAGGGGAAGGACAGGAAGUACAUGGCAGGGCACCAAGGCUCUCACCUUUACGCCAACCCCGGCAAGAAGAGAGGAGGUCUGUGGUGGACAUAUCUAGUGAGCUUGGUCUUUAAAGCUGGGUUUGACACUUCGUUUCUCUAUAUUCUGUAUCGGAUCUACCAUGGAUACGACCUUCCCAAACUCUCCAAGUGUUCCCUGGCACCGUGUCCCAACACCGUGGACUGCUUCAUCAGUCGUCCAACAGAGAAGAAGAUCUUCAUGCUCUUCAUGGUCGUGUCCAGCGCCAUCUGCAUAUUAAUGUGCAUCCUUGAGAUGAUUUAUCUCAUCGGCAAGCGCAUCUUGAAAAUGAUAAACAUCCGAAACGAGAACCAGAGAGUUGUGUUUGCCGACCAGCAUGAACUCACCGCCAUCACACCUCCCAGGUCCCAGUACCGGAGGGCAGACCCAACGCUGGCAGAGAGCCAGCUGAGUUUAAGCAAGCGGGAGAAGACUGAGGGUCGACAGAAAACAACCCUGCUAUAGCACAGAGACCAGUGGAAAACAGGAAGACCGAAGGUUCUGGGAUCAAGGGAACAAGUACUUUAAGGGUUCCCUUCAGGAGGAACUGCUGCUUCUCCAGACGGGAGGCUGGAUGGAGUUUUCAGUAGCAGAACAAAACUCUCAGCUCUGCUUGGGUUUACAGCUAGCUUUGCUUAAUGACUGUUUAUCAGAAAACUGCAUCUGGUGCAUCUUUUUAUUUAUUCAUCCAAUGAGACCAAAGAAGUCACAUGAUGUAACGACUUCAUGACAACCAAGGGUUACCGUCCUCACAGUGACAGACGGCCAUCUAACUUCAUGCUAAAACAUCACGUUUACUCCAUGAGAGUUUCUAUUCCAAAGGUUCUGGGCCGGAGCAAAUCUGGGUCGCUUGUAGACCCGGGUGUAUGCACAUCAUGUCUGAAGCUACAGAAAAAGCUGAUUUAGUCAGAAACAACAAACAGCAAGAGGCCAAGGUCAGGUCGGAGGUCAAAGGUCAGGCAGGAGGCAUGUGUGUGCUCCGCCUUUCUCAGACUGUAGGGUGCUCUGGUAGCUGCCUGAUGCAGCGCACCGGGCCCAUUCCUGGUUCUGUUGCUGCCAGAACAACCAGCAGCAUGCUGGUACCAGGCAGGUGGCAGCCGGGUUCUACUGUAGGUACCGGCCCGGAGCGGUUCCGCCUCUGGUCCAGCUUUACAGUCAGGAUGAGAAUCAUUUAUGGUGACAAAAGAGCCAAAAUGUUAUGAGAAUAAAAAUGGUAGAACUGUGUAGAUGAAUCGUUUCAGCGAGGAAAGCCUGGAGGUUUCAUCUGUCAGCUUCAUCAGAUUUAUGAAUAAUUUCAUACUGACUGAUUAUUUCCUUAUUCCAAACAUCACAAGACGCUCAGCAUUUCUCAUUUUAAUUAUGCAAUUCUCUAAAAAUUCCUACUUCUUUCUCCUAACGUCAUGUGAUUUUUUUCUAGUUAUUGUGACUUUAUCGUCACACGAUUUUAUUCUCAGAUUUAAACUGUUUU